CGUGGACUUUAUUGGAUACGCGGUCGAAUUUAAUAAAUAAAUCGAUCCGAAAACCACCGGGCGUGGCAGCGGUUCGAAGGAUUAUUUUUUUUAAUAACCCUCUCAUAGUGAACUUUGUGCAACAUGGCUUAUAAAGAGUUAUUUUUGAGUUUACUGGUGGUUACCUACGUAAAUGCACAGUAUAAAGUAUGCGUGCUCCGGUCAGAUACGUCGACUUGUCAGAACUUGGACAAAGAUGGCAGCGAAGUUGAAUGUGUGGGAGUGGAAACCAGAUUAGACUGUGCCAUCAAAUUGGCCCGUGGCGAGGCGAAUUUUGGAGCGUUCUCCGAAGAGGAACUUUUAGUGCUGGGACAGAUGCAGCUACCUGAUGUUCAGGUGGUGGCUACCAUCAGGAGCACAGAGAAACAAGAUGUUCAGUACGCGUUCGAAGCUGUCACAGUUGUGCCCAACAAUCACUCUGGAGGCCUGGAAGGUCUCAGAGGUGGCAGAUACUGUCACCCCGGCCUCGACUCGCCGGAUCUCAGGUGGUCGCCAAGAGUGCUGAAGGCUCUUGAGCUUAGCGCAGCCCGUAGCGACCGUUGCCCCGGCGCGACCACCGAUUUUAAGACUGCUGAAGAGUUGGAGGUGGAGGAGCUGAGCAAGUUCUUCAGUGCAGCCUGCAGGCCCGGCCCUUGGAGCUACAACACCACAGUUGACGCUGAUCUUAAGAGCCGCUACUCGUCUCUAUGCUCCAUGUGUGAAGAUGGCAGAUGCACCGGUUACAGCACAGCAUCAGUUGUAAACGUGGCUGGUGUGAACAACAAUAACAGGCACAUCCAGGCCCUGGACUGUUUGGUGACGAACGGCACCGUCGCCUUCGCCGCCUGGCAGCAUGUCCAGGAAUUCUUCCUUAAAAGGAAUCCUCAACACGUGGACGCGUAUUCUCUGCUGUGUCCAAAUGGAAGCUUGCAGCCCCUCUCCAUAGACGUUCUAGGCCAGGUUGUGUCACCUUGUGCUACUGUUCGUCAACCCUGGAGGGCUAUUGUCGCUUCAAGUUUAACCGCAUCAGAAAUCAAUUCGAAACUGAACAUAUGGUGGACGGACGGCACUGACCCAGGCAGCGGUAGCUGGCAGUCAGCGCUCUACCAGAGUCUGGUGGGUGGCUCCAACUUCAGAGUGGUGGGGGAAAGUUUGACCACGCCGUUGAACUAUUCUUCUCAAAUUCGUCCAUUGGAUAUUGCCACAUCGGCCGCGUGUCUGACUCCUCGCCGCUGGUGCACCAUCUCCGCAUUAGAGACCACCAAGUGUCAGUGGACAGCAGCAGCAGCGUACACCCUCGGCAUCCAGCCCACAAUCAGCUGCGAGAGGAGGAACGGCGUCUUCGACUGCCUUAAUGAUAUCAAGGAGGGAAAAGCUGACUUCUCCUCAGUGGACUCUCACUAUGGUUUCCUUGCGAGACAGCAUUACCGUCUCUCCCCGGUGAAGUUGGUACAAAACACCCGCACGUCCGCCUCUAGAGUGGCCGCCUUCGUGAAGGAAACCUCGGCGCAAGCGAACAUCACGCGUUUCGAGAACUUACGCGACAAGGUGGCCUGCUUCCCGGAGUUUGGCGGUAUUGCGUACGUGUCGUUCGUGCGUGCGGCGCACGAGAGGCAGGUGGUGAGUCCGAGCGAGUGCGACUACGCGCGCGCGGUGGGAGAGUUCUUCAGCGGCGCUUGCGCACCCGGCGCCACCGACGCCGCGCACACCGUCUACGAGGAUUCCAGUUUCAACGCUUCCUCGCUAUGUUCAGCGUGCAGGUCCUCCUCCUCUGCCAAUUCCAGCAUAUCUGAAUACACGUGCGCGUGGGACAACACCAACUUGUAUUUCGGUAACAAUGGCUCACUGUUGUGCCUUGCCGACCCCGCCACUGACGUGGUCUUUGUCGAGACAGAGAAUAUUGCUGCCCAAUUGAGUGCACUGCAGUUAAACCCGAACAAUUAUAGAGCCCUGUGCCGCAACAAUACGUUAGCGGCCUCUACUGGGGUGAACAUCGACGACGGUUGCCUGCUAGCGUACGUAGUUGACGCUGAAGUGUUGACCAGGAGGAACGAUCCAGUGGCUAACAGCGUGAACACGUUAUUCGAUACUCUAGAUAAAUUCUUCGGAUACAAUCCUAACACUCAGCUCAUUAAUCUACGGCUCUAUUCACCCUUCGAUUCAACCAGCGACCUCCUCUUCAAGGACACCACCAUUGGCAUCACGGAACCCUCGUCCACAGCCAACCACGAGCCAGCUAGAAAUUACAUUGAGCUUUUCAGACAUUUAGAGUCGUGCACGGGCGCAGCCACACCUCUGCCAGCUCCAGGGUUGGCUGUACGCACUGUAUUUUCCAUUGUAACUCUAUUAAUCAGUUUAUUUAUGUCUCGCGCCAUUUUUUAGUAGGUUCUAUAGGUAUUACGACGCUAAGGUCUGCUUUAAUAGAAUUUAAUGAAAAAUUUUGCAAGUUUUGUUGAAAUUGUGACAAAAACACUAAUAAAAUUUGAUUGGUAACGAAUCGAGACUAGAGAUGGAUAAAUGUAUAUUAAUAUUUAUAUAUUGCAGUUACAAUAUCUAUAUACUAGCCUAAUAAAAGAUAUAAAUAAAUAAAUAAAUUCUUCAAUCAAGGCAACCAGGGCCCACAAAAUUUUAACAAUCUUAGUUUGUACCAGAUAUAAAUUAUUAAAUCAAAUUUUGACACUUAUAAUAAAUAACAUUGUCUUAACCUACUUUUUUUGUAUGUUGGCCAGCAUGUGAAUCAUUCUGCAACGAUUCAAAUACUGGCAGUCUGGACGGUCCACAAAUACCCUAAGGAUAGCGUUAGAGCUGUCCCGGACCCUACGCAUCAGAGACGUGCACCGCUUUCGUAUAGUAGCGUAGAAACAAUUCACAUAAGAUAUGUUAAAUAUCAGUUGUCUAUAUAUAUAUAAUAUUCCAAUAAAGUACCAGAUUGUAAUAAAUGGUAAUAUCCAACUAGUGUAAGCGAUAUCGGAAUGGGUAACUGUUUUUUGCCGCUAUCAUUGCCCUGAGAAACCCAACAGAUGUCGAAGUGAUGUUGAUAUUACUCAUUAGACAUGGGUAAUAUCUGGUAUCUAUAUAUCGAGUUCUGUAGACAUUGAUGCCCACCCACUGCGAUAUCGCCCAUAACAGUCGGAUAUCUAUAUUCAUUACGGACGGGUUCUUAUUUUCGAUAUCAUAUAUUGGAUGGCGAUAGUUAAUAUAUCUGUUAUUGGGCGUUAUUUCUACACUUUUUUUUUGUACCAAAUACGAAAUAAUAAAAUACAGAAAAUAUUAAUGAAAAAUACAAAAGGCGUCCUUAUUGAUAAGCGAUUUAUAUGUAUAGAUAUUGUAACUACAAUAUAUAGGUUUUGCAUUUAUAUAUUACGCACUAUUAUUAUUCAUGACUAAUUGAAACGUGCAAUCAAUUGGUCGAUUUUAGAUUUUUUUUUGAUGGGUGAAAAUGGUAUUGUAACCCCGCCUGCGCUAACGGGAUACGCCGGCGGAGCACCAGUGAAGGGUGAUAGAUGAGAAUGAAAACAGGCCAGUUAGCCCAUCAUGAUGAAUUCGUCAGGAAUUAACUAUGAUAGUUUCCAGGGGGAACCGAGAGGAGGUCGACCUGGUUGGGUAUAUUGCUAGCAAUGGGAUUCUCAGUCUCUAUUACUAACAAUCCCUUUCCCCCCGAAUUACAAAAGAUGAAAUAAAAUCCGAUUUGGGAUUUGUACUACUACAGGACAUCGACAGAGUGUUUUAUGGUCGUAUCGUAUCGUAUAAUUUUUUUUUAUAUAUUUUCAUUAAAUUUUAUUAAAAUAAACUAUAAAUAUAUAGUUACAUAAGAAUAAAUAGACUAAGUGGAAGAGACA
Galleria mellonella (greater wax moth) is the source of this 3857-nucleotide messenger RNA. Its product is annotated as transferrin-like. Gene Ontology annotation, biological process: iron ion transport. Bases 124 to 2400 code for a protein of 758 amino acids. NCBI's taxonomy places the organism in Eukaryota, Metazoa, Arthropoda, Insecta, Lepidoptera, Pyralidae. Gene Ontology annotation, cellular component: early endosome; recycling endosome; plasma membrane. The record is from RefSeq and is a predicted model, not a curated record. The transcript is spliced from 15 exons.